GCACCAGGCAGCAUGGCGACCGCUAUGGCACUGAGCUGCGGGAUGCGCUACGGGCCCUAUUCCCGGCAGCUGCUGGGGCCGAGCGCCCGCGGGCGGCUCGUGCGGCCGGCGGUCUGGGGAGGGAGCGCGGCGCCGGCCUCCAGCCGGCCCGGCCCUGGGGGAGAGGUGCAGUACUGCGCCGAGCUGCUGCGGAAACGUGACUAUGAAGGGUUUCUGUGUUCUCUAUUGUUGCCUGCAGAAUCCCGCACCUCUGCUUUUGCACUGAGAGCCUUCAAUGUUGAACUGGCCCAGAUUAAAGACUCCAUAACACAGAAGACCAUAGGUUUGAUGCGAAUGGAGUUUUGGAGGAAAGCUGUGGAAGAUAUAUACUGUGAUAACCCACCACAUCAGCCAGUUGCUAUAGAACUGUGGAAGGCUGUCAAGAGACAUAACUUGACUAAAAGGUGGCUUCUGAAGAUUAUUGAUGAAAGAGAGAAAAAUUUGGAUGACAGAGCAUAUCGCAACAUCCAGGAACUUGAAGCAUAUGCUGACAACACUCAUAGCGCUCUCUUGUAUCUCACCUUGGAAAUGCUGGGUGUGCGGGAUAUCCAUGCAGACCAUGCAGCCAGUCACAUUGGGAAAGCACAAGGCAUUGUCACCUGUUUAAGAGCAACUCCUUAUCAUAGUAAAAGACAAAAGGUCUUUCUUCCUAUGGACAUUUGUAUGUUGCAUGGAGUUUCGCAAGAAGAUUUCAUAAGAGCCAAUCAAGAGAAAAAUCUGAGAGAUGUAAUUUACAACAUUGCCAGCCAGGCGCACAUUCAUCUAGAACAUGCUAGGUCCUUCAGUAAAAAUGUUCCUGCCAAAGCAUUUCCUGCCUUUCUCUAUACAGUUACUUUAGAAGAUUAUUUAUAUAAAAUACAGAAAGUAGAUUUCGACAUAUUCCAUCCAAGCUUACAUCAGAAGAGCACGUUACUACCGUUGUAUUUAUAUAUUAGAUCCUGGAAAAAAAUAUAUUAAAAAUAGACUUAACAUGUC
This is a messenger RNA of Caretta caretta (loggerhead turtle), 1014 nucleotides long. It is a transcript of the gene NDUFAF6, whose product is annotated as NADH:ubiquinone oxidoreductase complex assembly factor 6. Gene Ontology annotation, cellular component: mitochondrion. The record is from RefSeq and is a predicted model, not a curated record. Gene Ontology annotation, biological process: mitochondrial respiratory chain complex I assembly; biosynthetic process. Lineage: Eukaryota; Metazoa; Chordata; Testudines; Cheloniidae.